AUGGCACGGAGCCCAGCUCAAAUCGCUAUCCGGUUGAUCGCUCUGCUCCUUCUGCUUCCAGUGGCGUGGUCGGCGACGUUCACGAUGACCAACAACUGCGGCUACACGGUGUGGCCGGGGCUGCUGUCGGGCGCAGGCACGGCGCCGCUGUCGACGACGGGGUUCGCGCUGGCGCAGGGCGCGUCGGCGACUGUGACCGCGCCGGCGAGCUGGUCCGGGCGCAUGUGGGCGCGCACGCUCUGCGCCGAGGACGCUGCCGGCAAGUUCACCUGCGCCACGGGCGACUGCGGCUCGGGCGCGCUCCAGUGCAACGGCGGUGGCGCUGCGCCGCCGGCCUCGCUUGUGGAGUUCACGCUCGACGGCUCCGGUGGCAUGGACUUCUUCGACGUCAGCCUGGUCGACGGCUACAACCUGCCGAUGCUGGUCGUACCGCAGGGCGCUGCCACUGCCGCCGCCGCCAGCUCCACGAGCGGGCCCAAGUGCAUGGCCACCGGCUGCCUCGUCGACCUGAACGCCGCGUGCCCGGCCGCGCUGAAGGUCACGUCGACGGGUGCCGCCAGCAGCGCGGUCGGCGGGAGCGCCAUGGCGUGCCGCAGCGCGUGCGAGGCGUUCGGCUCCCCGGAGUACUGCUGCAGCGGCGCGUACGGGAGCCCCAACACGUGCCGGCCGUCGGCGUACUCGCAGUACUUCAAGAGCGCGUGCCCCCGCGCCUACAGCUACGCGUACGACGACUCCACCUCCACCUUCACCUGCGCCGCCGGCACCAACUACGCCAUCACCUUCUGCCCAAGCACCACCAGUGGGAAGUACACCGACGAGAACCCGCAGGCUGCCGGCGUGCCGCCCACGAACGGCACGAUGGUGUACCGCGGCGGCGAGCAGUUCUCAACGGGCGGCGGCGCCUCCAUUGCCGCCCAUGCGUCGCAGCUCCUCCUCGCGGUGGCCGUCGCCGUCGCUCUGCUCCUACUGUAA
Molecule: messenger RNA, 972 nt
Organism: Triticum turgidum subsp. durum (durum wheat)
Lineage: Eukaryota; Viridiplantae; Streptophyta; Magnoliopsida; Poales; Poaceae
Source: the annotation of a GenBank genome assembly